Phodopus roborovskii (desert hamster) is the source of this 1465-nucleotide messenger RNA. It is a transcript of the gene Vwa1, whose product is annotated as von Willebrand factor A domain containing 1. The coding region runs from base 122 to 1450 and encodes 442 amino acids. Lineage: Eukaryota; Metazoa; Chordata; Mammalia; Rodentia; Cricetidae. The record is from RefSeq and is a predicted model, not a curated record. Gene Ontology annotation, molecular function: protein binding. The transcript is spliced from 4 exons.
UCCCAAGCGGGGGCGUGGCCACGAGAGUGGGUGUGGCUUCUCAGAGGUGGGUGGGCCUGCCUCGCCGUAAGAAGGCAAGUUAGCUGCCAGCUGCGGUCAAGAGCCCGCCACUCUAUGCGCGAUGCUGUUCUGGACUGCGUUCAGCCUGGCUUUGAGUUUGCAUCUGGCGCUGGCGCGGAGCGGGAUAGAGCACAGUAAGUGUGGUGGAACCGGGAUUCCAAUUCCUGACAGCCCAUCGGCUGCUGCCCACGCAGGUCAUGCCUGUCCAGGUGCCGCAGCAUCAGCCCCCCAGGGGGACCUGUUGUUCCUGCUGGACAGCUCAGCCAGUGUGUCACACUAUGAAUUCUCAAGGGUUCGGGAAUUUGUGGGGCAGCUGGUGUCUACAAUGCCUUUUGGUCCUGGGGCUGUUCGUGCUAGCCUGGUGCAUGUGGGCAGCCGACCACACACAGAGUUUACUUUUGACCAAUACAGUUCAGGCCAGGCAGUAGAGGAUGCCAUACGUGCCGCAUCCCAACGAAUGGGUGACACCAAUACGGGCUUGGCACUGGCUUAUGCCAAAGAGCAAUUGUUUGCUGAAGUAGCGGGCGCCCGGUUAGGGGUUCCCAAGGUACUGGUGUGGGUGACAGAUGGGGGCUCCAGUGACCCCGUGGGCCCCCCUAUGCAGGAGCUCAAGGACCUGGGCGUCACUGUCUUCAUUGUCAGCACUGGCCGAGGCAACCUGUUGGAACUGUCGGCAGUUGCCUCGGCUCCUGCCGAGAAGCACCUACACUUUGUGGAUGUGGAUGAUCUUCAUAUCAUUGCCCCAGAACUUCGGGACUCCAUUAUUGAUGCGAUGCAGCCACAGCACCUUCGUGCCUCGGAGGUUCUGCCCAGUAGCUUCCGCCUGUCCUGGCCACCCCUGCUAACAGUGGACUCUGGUUACUACGUGCUGGAGCUGGUGCCCAGUGACAAACUGGUAGCUGCCACGAGACGCCAACAGCUGCCAGGGAACGCCACCAGCUGGAUCUGGACCGACCUCAACCCAGACACAGAUUAUGAAGUAACGCUGCUGCCCGAGUCCAACGAGCGCCUACUGAGGCCCCAGCACGUGCGAGUACGCACGCUGCAAGAGGAGGCCGGGCCCGAACGCAUCAUCAUCUCGCAUACCAGGCCGCGCAGCCUCCGCGUAAGCUGGGCUCCCGCGCUUGGCCCGGACUCCACUCUCGGCUACCACAUCCUGCUCGGGCCUCUGCGGGGCGGCGGCUCCCUGCAGCGCCUGGAGGUGCCGGCGGGCUGCAACAGCACCACGGUCCAGGGCCUGACGCCCGGCACCGCGUACCUGGUGACGGUGACUGCCGCUUUCCGCUCUGGCCGCGAGAGGGCGCUAUCGGCUAAGGCUUGUACAGCCUCGGGCCAGCGGACCCGUGCCCCGCAGGCGGGGCGGCCGGAGGCCAGACCUCCGGAGCCGUGAACUGCCUGCCCCGCC